AUGGAAUCUGUAACCCAAGAAAAGAAAAAGCUUCGGAGUGUCAUCUGUUUUGAAGCGCAAGCACCAAGCGGUUACACCUUCAUUCCUGCAGGAAAUCCGCAACUCACUACAACGUGUAAGGAGCGGUGUCGAGACGAGGGUCUCCAAAUCCAUGCAGUAUCAACUACACCCCACCAUCGCCAUCAUAACCUGUCCCAGCAUGUUCAUCGGAUAGGAUAUCAUUUCCCUAGUACCGUGGUGGCAGCUGUUUGUUCAGAGCUGGGGUUCUACCUCACAAGCACUGGUAAAACAGUGCCUAGUACCUUUCCCACAGACAGGAUAGAGAAUCCUAAGCGGGCUGAUUCUGAAAUUUCUCAAAUAACCCUCAACACAGAAGCACGGGAUGCCUUAAAGGAUCUCUUUCCGAACAUACCAGACAAAGAUUUGAAUCAAAUCAUCAAGACCGCUUUUCAAAAGGGUCAGAAAAAAGUUGGGACGGCCACCGAAUUGCCUUUGGCUCGCAGAGCCCAACUUGCUGUGGUUGCCCACGUUCGGCAUGUCUACACUGACUAUGACCGCCUCCUGAAAACCACUUCAUUCCAUGAAGCAAGAGGGGUUGUUGAACACACAACUCUAGCAAAAGUCAUUGAGUGGCGAGGAGAUGAUGAGAAUGGCCAGACAGUCCUGGAAGAUGUUUUCCGCGAGGUGAUCGUUAUCUCAGACGACGAAGACAGUGAAUCAGAAGAAGAUGCGGCUGCUUCAGCAGGUCACCAGAACACCAGUGUGGAAAUACUUCCAAGCGAUACUCGGGCCCAUGAGAUCCAAUAUCAGCCUAUCAACAAUACGAAUCCUCUUGGUCGGGAUCUUCCACGGGAAAUAUCGGAGGAAGCGCCGCCUGGGUUCCGAUUUGUCACAAGAGCCCCGGCCACAGAUACCAUCAACCGUCGAGGGUUUAACAGGUACAAAGCAUGGACCCGCGCUGUCAAGGAAUAUAGAGAGGGUAUACAGGGCACUGAACAACCCAGGUUUUCUGGUGCCCCAGCUGAAAAGCAAAGCCCACGAUAUGCCGAGCAGCGCAUUACUGCUCAGGAAGUAGCUGCUGCUAGGCGCCAGGAUAUAGUUCCCCCGCACGCCGAAGUUCAUCGGCGAGUCGCUCCAGGCUCAGCCAGUAAUGAUGACCAAGCGCAUCGAGUGCUCGCUAUUCCACUAAUGGACCGACAGGUGGCCAAGAGACAUGUAGGUGUCCAGGAGAACUAUCUUCACUCGGACGCCCAACAAAAAUUCUCAAUCCAUGAACAGAACGCCAGGCCAACUGGACUAACUAACCAGGAAUCACCCGAGUUGCAAAUUCUAGAAGAGCUUUCUGGAACUAGAAAUGUGAACAUGAGCCACUCGCAGGAUGUUCCUCCCUCCAGGAUGGAGACCAGAUUUCGACAAGAAAGACUGCCUCCUCAGUCGGACAGGACCAACGCACCUGUGUUCGUGAGCGGACCAAAGGAAAAUCGUCAGAAAUUGACCCCAGUGGGACGCCGCCCUGACUCCGUCAGUUCCCCUCUUCUCAGACCAGGCUCAAACACACAGGACUCUAUCUUGCCCUCGAUUGAAAAUUCCCGGCCAUCAGAAAUCCGGCGGACUGACUGUGCGCAUCCUUUGGUACAUAUGACCAACAAAAUGUCCCUCCGGUCGGUCACGCCAGGGCGUCCUCAAGGAGAGAUGAUGCAUCACCCCGAUGUCAUCGAAAAGGAAAGUGACAGUGAACAAGCGAGCAAAAGAAGGCGUUUGGCAUGUCGUGAAGGUUCUCGAACCGAUUCCCGUCCAGAUCCGUGGAGUACAAGGCCCAUGGGACUUCCUGUUUCCGAAGGAUUCGGGCCACACUCUUAUCGUCGCGUUGAGCUUGUCCCAGACCACCGACCCCAGGACCAGCCUCAUUUCCGUCGGGACUAUCUGCCAGUGGAACAACCCCCUGUUGUAGGACACCAGCGGGAAAGGAACCCGAACUCGCUUUCUUAUUCCAACGCACAGUAUGGCCUAGAAACAAGGUCAGUCUUAGGUCGACAGCAUAUCAGCGGACCACACGAGCCUCAGUCUCAGGCUGGGCUUUCCGGUACCAGUAUCAUUGUAUCGGAAGGGGAUCGCACCUUCCGAGCGGCUCCAGCCGUCUCCAAUUCUGGACCGUGGUAUCCUUACCAUGGUGAUCGUAGUUUCCGUUCGGGCCAUAUUCCGAAAGAGCGGGCCAUUCGGCGCACCCGGAUUGAUGGUGGCCGCCCCUUAUCAGAGAACGUCCAGCCAGACAGGAACCUGUAUGCCGAGGACUUCGUCCGGCAUGUUGACCACCGUGAGCCCCUUCCAUUUGAAUACGUCUCCAGGCGCGCAGAACCAGAGGCCAAGCCCAUUGGAGAACCUUCUCAGUCGACCCGGACUAGAGACCUUGACUACCUUGGCACAAAGCAUCUGUCUCAGACCCAGGUUUCGUCGGAUCAACGUGGCCCAUUGCCCAUAGGACUGCGAGUGGCUCCUUCCCAUGACCACCUUCGCACCUUUUCAGACUCUGUCAUAGGAAAGAUCCAGCCUCACGUGUCCCCCCCUCAGGUCCCUCGUGAAAGACCAGCCAGUGGCGGGUUCAACUCCUCGCGACCGUCCUACAAUUACCCUCCCUCAUCCCAGACUAUGGAGCAAGAUCGCCCAGUCUACGUUCAAAGAGUUGAACCACGCCCAUCCUACUACUCCCUCCUUGAUGGAAGACAUGUUGUUAUUGUCGAUUAA
Molecule: messenger RNA, 2742 nt
Organism: Penicillium samsonianum
Lineage: Eukaryota; Fungi; Ascomycota; Eurotiomycetes; Eurotiales; Aspergillaceae
Product: DUF2293 domain-containing protein
Exons: 5
Coding region: 1-2742 (913 amino acids)
Source: RefSeq, a predicted model, not a curated record